Molecule: messenger RNA, 987 nt
Organism: Chelonia mydas (Green sea turtle)
Lineage: Eukaryota; Metazoa; Chordata; Testudines; Cheloniidae
Product: signal-regulatory protein beta-2
Exons: 6
Coding region: 16-828 (270 amino acids)
Cellular component (GO): plasma membrane
Source: RefSeq, a predicted model, not a curated record
UGCAGAUUAUUUCAUAUGAAUUAUACCAGGUUGCUGUUUGACCCGAUGGCCCAGGGAGAUGGUCUGAGCUGGAGCCGUAAGCUUCUCGGUAGCUCUACGGACAACGGAGAACCAGAGCUGGCAAAGGCAGCGAGGCUGAAAGGAUUCCCCUCUGCCAGCACAAUGGCUACAUCAACCCAAGUGUCUGGAUUGUCUCUUCCAUGCCUGCUGCUGAUUCUUCUCCUGGAAAUCCCUGGUGCCAGGGCCCAGACGUUCCAGCUGCUGCAGCCCCAGGACCCCGUGUGGGUGUCCGCGGGAGAGACUCUCACUCUGACCUGCUCUGUGACCGGCCUCGCUCCAGCAGGACCCGUGAAGUGGUUCAAGGGCUCGGGCGGGGGCCGGCAGCUCGUUUAUGCAGAGAGGGGAUCAUUCCCCCGGGUGACGCGGGCUGUGAGUGGCUCUGACACAGACUUCACCAUCUGCAUCAGUGACACCCGCCCCGAGGACGCCGGGACCUAUCACUGUGUGAAGUUUAAGAAGGGGUCGGCAGGCGAUGAGGAGAUCAGAUCCGGCGCUGGCACGGCCGUGUCUGUGAGCGGUAGGGGGCCGUUAGCCAGCCCCACUCUCUGGAUCGGGCUCUUCCUGAAGAAGGUGCUGAUUGCCACCUUCCUCCUUGUCUCCUUCCUCUCCACGAUGAGUAAAGGCCCCAGGGCUGUUUCCUGGUUUUCUUGCACCGUCGCCACCUGCCAACGUCUCUGUCUGCGCCUCCAUCCCCGCAGGCCAGGGAAUGAGUCCACAGAUGCACCUGCAGUGAGCCCUGCUGGUCGGGCAGAGGGAGCCCAGGCCUGAUGGGAUGUACCCACCAAACUCACCCACCUCCUGAUGGAGCAGCUGACGUGGAGUUCCUGACUUGGCUUCUGGCCACUCCGCCUGUCUCUCUGCGCUGUCUGCACUGACCUUCACUUCAGGGAGCAAGCUCAAAUAUGAGAAAUUUAAUUAUUGAUUUUA